AUGAGGCCUACCGGCGCGAAAAGGAAACGGAAGACACACACAGUCACUAACUGCACACACUGUGCUCGACAAUAGAGACAAGACCACAAGAUAUGGCUUGAAAUACAUGAGUAUGGGAGAACAUCUAGUGCCUGUGUUGUUUAUAACAGCAAAUGUGGGUUCAGUGUUCGAAAAUCGAGAUGGUUUGGAGGAGCGCUGGAUUCGAGAAACAGUGACUACUGUAACAAGAUUCAAGCCAAAGUUAGUAGCACUUCAUUUUCAAGAAAGUGGAGGGAAAGAUUCUGGCGAAGAAUCCUUAGAAAAAGUUAAAGAAUUUGUCCGGAUCUUCAUCGAUCAAUCACUGCUGAAAGAAAAAUUCGACAAAGUGCGAGCAUGGUUCGAUCAAGAUUAUCGUACAAAAGAACAAUAUACGGCUCUUGGCUGUAUAUAUCUGGUAAGCAAGUCUUUAGAGGAUGUGUUUCUCUGGAAUUUCAAAGAAUCUACAUUCUCCAAGGUUGAGGGAGAAGAGAUACAAGUGGGAAAUCUGACAGAUGUCCCUUUCCUGGAGAAAGAAAAAUUUCCAUUGGAUUUUUUCCCCCAGUUCAAAUGGUCACGGAAGGGCUUCAUGAGAACAAGGUGGAAGAUCAACAAGUGUGUGUUUGAUUUGCUCAAUAUUCACCUUUUUCAUGAUGCUUCAAACCUGGUAUCCAUUGAGGUGACUCCAUCAGUGUACAGUAAAAAUCGCAUGAGAGCUCUUGAUCAUGUGUUGGACAGAAUAACAAAGAGUUCAAUUCCUGUAGUUCCCCAUACAGUAUUUGGUGACUUCAACUUCAGACUUGACAACAAGAGAGUGGUGGAGGCUCUCUGUGCUGGUCUUCCACAGCAACAUAUCAGGAAGGAAGGUGAGAGUACUCCUUCAAAGAUCAUCUACAGGGACAGAAAGAAGGCUGAUAAGGUUUUCCUUACACUGGAACCUCGAAUUUUCAAGUUUCAUGACCAAAGUAUAUUUCGAUACCACAAUGGAAAGAAGUUUUCAAAGUACAACAGAGAAUUUGAUGUCUUCAAAGACAGACUGUUUGAGUUUGAUAUUUCAUUCUAUCCAAGCUAUCCUUUCAGCGAAAAUGUAAAGGAUACAACAGUAUAUAGUGAUUCAAGGUGUCCAUCUUGGUGUGACAGAAUAUUCUUGAGUCACUCAAGCAGAGCCAUAAUUAACCAGAGCAAAGGUUCAUCAGUGGUGUAUGACAUGAUGGGUAAACAAGUCUGUAUGGGAGACCACAAGCCUGUAUUUCUAUAUUUUAACUUGGAUUCUUCUCAAGACACCCUUUCCCAAGGUGGACCUGGACUCGUCAGAAAUGGUGGACCUGUUGAAAUUGUAGAGUAUUUAACAAGUGUUUAAGGCUUCACAAUUUUCUGUCACAUAUGGAGUUUUAACCAUUCAAAAUUAUGCUCUCCAUGUGCAGUAAUUCAGUGUUAAUUUAAGUCUAAAGCAUAUUUAGUGCUCUUUUAGCCAUUAACAGAACUGACUACAUUGAAGUAGAUGAGAUUUGACACCAAGAGGAGUUUCUGUCCUUAGAAUCAAUCAAUUUUCUUGCACAAAGGUGAUGUGAAGAAAGAAACUUAACAAUUAGGGGAUCUUAUUUGAUCUGAUGCUUAAUAUCAGAGCUAAAAUUAUAAGAAAUUUAUGGCUAAAAGUUUAGAAAAUUUUUAUUCAGAUUUUAGGAGUAAAUCGGUUUGUGAGUGGAUUUUAAACAGUUUUUCUUUGCAUGGGAAGAUUACCUGAGGGCUCUGAAGUUCAAACAUAGAACAAACCGUAGAUGGGAAGACAGCAUAACCAAAAAAAAAAUGAAGAAAUAAAUCUAACAAUGCCUUAGAUUAUUAAUGUUUAAAUGAUAUGAAGAAUCAUAUAGUUAUGAAGAGGAACAAGAUUGUGCCUGAAGAGGUGUAGAAGUGUACUCAUAGCCAAUGCUAGUGUGGAAGGCAUUAAACAGGCUGGGGUUGGGUUAUUUAGGAUAUAGGUGCAUUCUCUUUGGUUUCCCCUUUUCUUUGUUUUGAUUAUUUUCACCCUGCCUAUUUUGUUUCUUUUCACACCUUUAGACAGACUAGUGAAAAGAUAUAAGUCUGAAGUCUCAGAAUUUUUGUUUUGUUUUUGUUUUUUUGCUUCAAUCUAAGGAUUGGAAACUUAAUAUCCACUGGCUGCCUUAUGCCUACGUUGGUUUCUGAUCGAGACAGGGUACAAAUACAUCUUUUUAUGACUGGGCUCUUUGUCCUGUUUCAAAUAAAAGCAAUCUCAUAAGAAGAGGAUUUGCCAAUUAAAAGUGAAAACGUUUUGUUCUCCACUUUCUGCCUUCCUCUUAACCCUCAUGGUGAACAAGGAAAGUAAGAAAAUUUAUUGAAACAGAUAGCAUCAACAUAUAGCUGAGAUUUUUUUUGUAAAAUGCAUUUUGUUGUUGUCAAAUUUAAUUCAGAAAUAACUUCUUGUAUAUAAAGGCCAGUUUUCAUUCAGUUGCACAAACAUAUUUGAAAUCAUUGAUUAAGUCCGGUUAAUCGGACUCCAAAGAUAUGAAGCGAUUAAUUACCAUUUCUACCAUUCUAUUUAUGUAUAAAAUUCCAUAUACGUUUAAAAUUACUAAAAAUGGAUCUUUCUAUUGGUCAUUCUUGAAUCAUGCAGGUGCUUUUUCACUUAGUCAUUAGCAGAGGUGCAAAAUAUUCAAGAGCAUGAAGAUGUUGUGAUUCAGUAUUAUAAGACGUAAUCUUGGUAUAUCUUGUGUAUAUAGAACAAGGAUUCAAAAAAUAAUAAAAUCUUAACAUUGGGUAA
Messenger RNA from Pocillopora damicornis (cauliflower coral), 2794 nucleotides. Its product is annotated as inositol polyphosphate-5-phosphatase A. NCBI's taxonomy places the organism in Eukaryota, Metazoa, Cnidaria, Anthozoa, Scleractinia, Pocilloporidae. Gene Ontology annotation, biological process: phosphatidylinositol dephosphorylation. Gene Ontology annotation, molecular function: inositol-polyphosphate 5-phosphatase activity. The record is from RefSeq and is a predicted model, not a curated record.